AUGUUCCUAAGGAAGCUGCUAACACGGCUGGGAGUCUCUGCGACGGAGAGAGCGGCCAUGAGCUCCGGUGGUGUGAUCUCGUAUGAUGAUCUCAAGAAGCUGAUCAACUCCGGAUCCGUCCAGAUAUACGAUGUCCGGAAUCCAGAGGAGCUGCAGAUUGGAAGAAUCCCAACUGCCGUCAAUAUUCCAGUUGCGGAAGUAGAAGGCGCUCUGCAGAUGGACGCCGUUGCGUUUAAACAGAAAUAUAAUGUAGAGAAACCAAAACCGGAAGAUGACAACCUGAUAUUCCACUGCCAGCUGGGGCGCAGAGGAGAGCGGGCCACCAACAUCGCCAUCGGUCUGGGGUUCAAAAAGGCCCGGAACUACCUCGGAGCCUACAAGGAAUGGGCUGAGAAGGAGGGAAGAUGA
Molecule: messenger RNA, 408 nt
Organism: Staurois parvus
Lineage: Eukaryota; Metazoa; Chordata; Amphibia; Anura; Ranidae
Source: the annotation of a GenBank genome assembly